Molecule: messenger RNA, 3840 nt
Organism: Neoarius graeffei (lesser salmon catfish)
Lineage: Eukaryota; Metazoa; Chordata; Actinopteri; Siluriformes; Ariidae
Gene: kcns3a
Product: potassium voltage-gated channel, delayed-rectifier, subfamily S, member 3a
Exons: 3
Coding region: 353-1825 (490 amino acids)
Biological process (GO): protein homooligomerization; potassium ion transmembrane transport
Cellular component (GO): membrane; voltage-gated potassium channel complex
Molecular function (GO): voltage-gated potassium channel activity; protein binding
Source: RefSeq, a predicted model, not a curated record
GAACAACACCAACACUGCCCUCUUGUGGAGAAAACGACCAGAUCUGCUGACAAGUUUGUGCUCCCCUGCGUCCCGAAGCGCGCUCCCGGCGGAGGCGACGCGAGUGAGCGCGCUCACGUGUUGCUGCUGAGCCUGCUUGUGGAUGCCGCGCAUGCGCAGAGCAGCUCCGUGGCGGCUGCGGGACUAGAACCCCUCGGUGCUGUGCGGUGCGCUGUGCGCUUCUCUGUGCAAAGUCCCGGGAUGAUGGAGCUGGAGGAAGGUUUCACUCAGGGACCCACAUGGACUGAGAUGAAGGUGAUGGAGUCAUAGCUGCAACCUGCUUCUAUCCCGUCCCCUUUUUUCCCGUCCCAUCAUGGUGUAUGGGCAGAUCCUGCACCACUGCGGGCCGGACGAGAACUUCCUCAACCUGAACGUGGGUGGCUUCAAGCAGAAAGUGUCUCACUCGGUCCUCCAGCGCUUCCCACACACUCGUCUCGGGCGUUUGCUCCUGUGCAACUCCGAGUCGACCAUACUAGAGCUGUGCGACGACUACAGCGCGACAGAGCACGAGUUCUACUUCGACCGCAACCCACGCUUCUUCCGCUACGUGCUGAACUUUUACCACACGGGCAAAAUCCAUCUGAUGGAGGAACUGUGCGUGUUCAGCUUCAGCCAGGAGCUCGAGUACUGGGGCAUCAAGGAGCUUUAUCUGGACUCGUGCUGCAGCAACAAGUUCCACGAGCAGAAAGAGGGUGAAAAGGAGCACGAUUGGGACCGGAACGAGGACGAACAACUUCAAGAGAGCUUCGAUUCCUCCAUGGAGGAGCUUUCUGAGCUGGAGGAGGACAUGGAGAAGUUUGAAGGCACCUGGUGCGCGGAGAAACGUAAGCAGCUGUGGCUGAGGCUUGAGAAUCCGGGCCAUUCGCUCACGGCUAAGAUGCUAGCAGUGGUUUCUCUGAGCGUGGUUCUGAUCAGCAUCGUGGCCAUGUGUGUUCACAGCAUGCCCGAGUUCCACCAAGUGGAUGCUAAUGAAAGAGCCGUGGAGGAUCCGAUUCUCAACACGUUCGAGACCUUUUGUGUGCUCUGGUUCACGUUUGAGUUUAUGGUGCGCUUAGCGGUCGCGCCGAGCUUCCGUAAAUUUGCCAGCAAUGCUUUGAACAUCAUUGAUUUUGUCUCUGUGGUCCCAUUUUACGCCACGUUAGUACUGGAAAAAGCAGAUGCUGAGGAAAGUGAGGAGCUGGAGAACGUAGGGAAGGUUGUGCAGAUCCUGAGGCUCAUGCGCAUCUUCAGGAUACUGAAGUUAGCACGUCACUCGGUGGGACUUCGAUCUCUCGGAGCGACUUUGCGUCACAGCUACCACGAGGUCGGUCUGCUCAUCCUCUUCCUCUCCGUCGGGAUUUCCAUCUUCUCUGUACUCGUGUACUUUGCAGAGAAAGAAGAGGACGACUCCGAGCUCCAGACGAUACCCAUCGGAUGGUGGUGGGCCACUAUUAGCAUGACCACAGUCGGCUACGGAGACACGUAUCCCAUCACGUUCGCUGGGAAGCUCAUCGGGACGGUGUGCAUCGUGUGCGGCCUCCUUGUGGUGGCGCUGCCCAUCACCGUCAUCUUCAACAAGUUCUCAAAGUAUUACGAGAGACAGAAAUCUCUGGAGUCGGAUCAGGACGGAGGCAACUUAAAAAUUCCAAUUCCAGGGAUUCCUAUAUUCAGCGUGAAUGAUCUUUAUGCUAACGGUAAUGCGAUUAACUCCAUUUUGGACAGUUUGUCCACCAGAAGUAGCACAGAAAGUGAAAGAGACGAUAGAGACAAUCGGGACGAUGAGGCUGAGACUCAUGUUGCUUCUUGACUUUUGCUUUUUUUCAAAUUUUGUAGUGGUUACAAAUGAGAACCAACACGCUAGUUAGCGUCAUUACCCUGUGUUCACACGAGCAACAGACCUCAGCUGUUUCCUACAAAAGUGUGAAACAAGCCAGAGACGACUGGGAAGCAUCUCUGGGUCAACCAGUACGGAGCUUAUGUUGAAUUUGUGUUGCUAAUUACAAAUUUCUCGACGUGAUAUCCCAGCUAGCGUUAAUUUGAAUUCUUCAGCUUGACAUGGCGCUUAGCAUAAAAUGCUAAUUUUAUUUAUUUAAUAUUAUGUCAAUGCAACUCAAGUAGAACCAAGUUCUGGGUAAACAUGGGCGGAACUAGCAUAGAAUAUUGGAUUUUAAUAGUGCGGUAUAAUCUAUUAGCAACAUUAGUUUAAACUCACCAAUUGCUGAACGAGCAUAAGCUAUCAGUUAAAUUAAGUAGCUAAAACUGUUUACUAGCUCAAUUAUAUUGUGAAUCCAAAUUGAGUUUUUAUGCUAGGUUGCAUGUCUAGCCAAAAAAAAGAGCAAUUUUUGUUGCAAUGAGGUGAUAACACGAAGAAAUAACAUCUCAGAUCUUCCAAGUGAACAGGUUCCAGGAAAUCGGGGCGGGUUUUCGAGAGAAGCAGAGUUUCAGAGAUCACGUCUGGUCCUGUGAGAUUACACUCAAUAGACUACGACUUGGCUGUAGCUCGAGCAGAACGACAGAGGAAAGUCCCAAAUGCUAUUUGAGCUCCGUGUCCAAGCGAAAAUAACGUAGAGGAUUAGCCAGGAGUCGAACGAGUUUCACUGUUGCGAAAUCAAAAACCGUCAAAAUGUGCCUUGUGUUUCUCGGAACGUUUUCCAAGUGCAUCACUAAAGCUGGGGUCACACUGGAUAUUCAGCAUGCGAAUUUCUUCACCGUGGUGGCGCAUAAUCAGGUGAUUAUGGGCUGUCCUGCUGUGGAGUGGAGUGGCGCAGUGAACACUGAACCUAGUUUUAAUAAUAAACAUUAUGCUGACAAAUCUUAGCUUGAUAGCUCAUUAGUUAGCUCCUGGUUAUUAGUUACCAGUUGCAAAAAAAAAAAAAAAAUACACAUCUAUAUCCAGGGUGUCCUGUCGCCACCCCUGUUUAUCAUUGGCUUACUACCCUAAUGUGUUCACCUGUUCCGUGUUUCCCCUUGAUGAGCCUGUUUCUACCCAAGAAACCUUGCUCGUUGUCAGGUUUUCUUGGACCUCCUGUUGUUCUCCAAACCCCUGCUAUGAACUUUUGAUCACGAUGUUCAGAUUGCACGCAGUAAAUACCACACUGAAUUUGCAUCCUGCCUUCAUGAAGCACACAUUACGGGUGGGUUUAAAGUUUGAACUAAACUGAAAUCCGAGGAGGUGGAUGUGAAAUUAAUUUGAACGUCUCGCCAGAUUUUUUUUUUUUUUUUCUUUAGAAGGUCUGGAAUGUCAAAAAGCCAGAUAUGCCCACGAGGGAAACCAGGCAUGACUUCAGAAGCUUGCAGGGUUUUACACACAUUGGAUCACUGGCACACACACACUUCAGAGCAACUGGAGACCACACACACAAACACACAGAGUAGUGAGGGAAUGUGUGGUGAAGCAUUUGUAUUUUCCGCUUCAGUUCUCACUGUGAGAAAGCCGUUGAAAUGCGUCCAUCUUCCCGCCUGUGAACGAUUUAAUGCACACUUCAGUAUGACGUCCAAUCCAUCCAAUCCAAAUGGAAUGUUUUCUCAGAUUCUCGUCUUUCCUAUCGUGGGGAAACAAACAUUAAAUAAGAAACUGUUUUAUGGCGCCUUCCUUACAGUAAAUCUCCUCACUGGAACUGUGGAUGGAACGAGUGCAUGCGUAUUUCGGACAACGUGUAGAACGAGGUGAUGUAUCCACAGGUGCGAUGGAAGGAACCUCUGAAAAGCUGCUUAAAACCUGACCUUGAGCUUGACCUUGGACUUUGGUUUUUGGUCCUGGUCUGUCUAUGCAAAACCACUGGAGUACAAAUGAAUGUGUGCUAAUAUCAUAUUAGUCCGAGA